Messenger RNA from Equus caballus (horse), 1517 nucleotides. It is a transcript of the gene SLC25A48, whose product is annotated as solute carrier family 25 member 48. The record is from RefSeq and is a predicted model, not a curated record. Gene Ontology annotation, cellular component: mitochondrion. Gene Ontology annotation, molecular function: transmembrane transporter activity. Gene Ontology annotation, biological process: transmembrane transport. Lineage: Eukaryota; Metazoa; Chordata; Mammalia; Perissodactyla; Equidae.
CCCGCGCGCGGUGACUCGGAGCCAGGGUUGGAGUAGGACCUCCCGUGCGCUCCCAGUCCCCGACUUUCUUGCUCCGGUGCGCUCGGGCCGGCGGGCCACGCCCCACAGAUUCUGAAUGGGCACUGACCCGGCUCCGGGAGGGCGAGGCGCCGCGGCACCGGCCAUGGGCAACUUCCAGAUGGAAGACUUUGCGGCGGGCUGGAUCGGAGGUGCAGCCAGUGUCAUCGUUGGCCACCCUCUGGACACAGUCAAGACUCGCCUGCAGGCCGGCAUCGGCUAUGGGAACACCCUCAGCUGCAUCCGCACCGUGUACAGGAGGGAGAGUGUGUUUGGCUUCUUCAAGGGCAUGUCUUUCCCCCUCGCCAGCAUCGCCGUCUACAACUCAGUGGUGUUUGGGGUCUUCAGUAACACGCAGAGGUUCCUCAGCUGGCAGCACUGCAGGGAGCCUGGGGCCAGCCCGUCCCGCACCCUGUCUGACCUGCUGCUGGCCAGCAUGGUGGCCGGCGUGGUGUCUGUUGGGCUGGGUGCGCCCGUGGACCUCAUCAAGAUCCGGCUGCAGAUGCAAACACAGCCAUUUCAGGAAGGCAACCUCAGUCUGAAGCCCAGGGCGGUGGCUCUUGGAGAGCAGCCAGCCUACCAGGGGCCUGUGCAUUGCAUCACAACCAUCGUGCGAACUGAGGGCCUGGCGGGGCUGUACCGGGGUGCCAGUGCCAUGCUGCUGAGGGACGUCCCAGGCUAUUGCCUCUACUUCAUCCCCUAUGUGUUGCUGAGUGAAUGGAUCACCCCUGAGGCCUGUGCAGCCCCCAGCCCCUGUGCCGUGUGGCUGGCAGGGGGCAUGGCAGGAGCAAUUUCUUGGGGGACAGCGACUCCUAUGGAUGUUGUGAAAAGUCGACUCCAAGCUGACGGGGUUUAUUUAAACAAAUACAAAGGUGUCCUGGACUGUAUCGCCCAGAGUUACCAGAAGGAAGGUCUUAAAGUGUUUUUCAGAGGCAUCACCGUGAACGCUGUGCGGGGCUUCCCCAUGAGCGCGGCCAUGUUCCUUGGGUACGAGCUCUCGCUGCAGGCAAUCCGCGGGGACCACGUGGUGACCGGCCCCUGAGCACCAGGGCCAUUGUCACCUGACCAGGGCUGGUGCCACCUGACCAGGGCUCAUGCUGCUGCACGUUGCUGCAGACAGCGGCAUCUCCAGAACCCGCAGCAGCAAAUUUACUGAAAAGCAAGAAGGCCUCCCGCCACACGGCUCCAUGCCAGGUGGGCCCUCACCGUCCGCACUGACCUUGAAACCCGUUCUUUCCCAACUGCGAGCCCUUUGUUCCUCGCCGCCGGCUGGGGUCGGUGAGCUGCUGCCUCAGAAGGACCAUCGAUCGGUCACUGUCUGUUUCAGAUCCACUCUGGCGCCUGGUGGAAAGCAGGGCAAAACAGACCCUGCCCCCAUGGCUGCUGUCAACUCCUGGGAAUUCACGGAAGACCUGGCGUUGUCCCUAAGUUUCCAAAUAAAAGCUCUGAAAACCUCUCCA